Molecule: messenger RNA, 2902 nt
Organism: Gymnodraco acuticeps
Lineage: Eukaryota; Metazoa; Chordata; Actinopteri; Perciformes; Bathydraconidae
Gene: proser3
Product: proline and serine rich 3
Exons: 13
Coding region: 112-2172 (686 amino acids)
Source: RefSeq, a predicted model, not a curated record
GCUCUCAGUAAAUAACGAUCGACAUAAACAGUGGCGCUUUCUUCUGGUUGUAUCGGUUAUGUGAUAUAUGUCCAAAAGAGCAACAAUCACCUCUGACUUUUAAAAGCUGUAAUGAAAUCCAGUGCACCUGUGUUCACAAGGCAGAAUCCCUUCGAGCCAGCAUCCAAAGUGGGGAAGGCACAUUAUCAUCCAUCCCGUAAACAAUCCCUGUCAAAGAAAGAGAAAAAAACGACUCUGAGUCCAGAACGUUUAAACCAACGAUCCAGUCCACAAUUACACAGUCUGAGCCCAGAGAGCCAACGGCCGUAUGAGAAACGUGACCUACACUUUGUUUCCACGGAUAGACAGCCUGCGUUUGAAGAAUCCUGGCCCUCCACCGACUGUGGAUCUUCUCCUGCCAGCAGUACUUCUUCUGACAUGGAGACAUCUAAACAGAGUGCUAGAGCAGGAAAAUCCACAUUUUCCUCAGAGUUUGAAGUUCAGCAGAGUUCAGUGAUGGCAAAGUACAUAGAUCGCUUUCGCAAUGGUCAACCACAGAGUCGAGAGGAGCGCCAGCAGAUGCCUUCUGCCAUAGAAGAGAAGCAGCUGCCUUUUUGGUGGAUGUCACCCUCAUCUUUACCUUGCAGUUCAACACCAACUAAAACAACAGACAGAGAAGUUAUAAAGCCUAUGAAAGAUGACCAUGGACCUGCCAGCUUCAGUCCAGCUGGACAACGUCAACAUGACAGAUCCCCCUCCCCAUGCAGAGGAUCCCUUAGUAUUUUAUCAGACACCUCCCAGAUGGAAUUUGACGAUGCGGUAGAGCUACUACAGCUUCAAGAAAAAGCCAAUCAACUGUUGCUGAGAGGCGAAUGUACUCUGAGUGAUGGAUCUAUACCUGUCAGCUCAGAGGGCCUGGAUUGCUCAGAUUUCUCUUCUCGAGUCAGCGUAGAUGAGCCUCCGCGAAGACCUUUGAUUCCCAGUUUAAUAACAUCUACUGCAAAGGCCUGCUCAGACUCAGACCGAGCUGUGUUCUUCCAAAGAUCCUCUGUCAUUCCUUCUCUGGUGCCUCCCACACGCCGGGAAGAGGACAUAUUGUUCCAGUGGCGUUUAAGGAGAAAGAUUGAGCAGGCCCGGGAGUGGCCCCCGCAUCAGACCAGUCUGCAUGGUCCCACUUUCAGCUGGCAGGCCCCCAGUUCUUCAAACAAUGCCUCAGCCAGAGGACAGGCUUACAAGCAACACCGGAGUAUUCAACGUCCUGACGUCUCACAAAAAGAUACACAUCUGCACAUCACAGCUCCACAACUAGACACCAAAGAAGCUCACAAAUCCUCCCCCCCGGCUUCAGGUCCACCUCCCUUCCCUGCCUUUGAUGUCUCUGGCUCUUCCGUCUCUCAUCCCCAAACUAUUGCACCUGUUCCUGCCCACAUGCAUUUACUCUGUGAUAUCUUGCCCUGCCCAAUCCAGUCGUCUCAUGCUACCAUGAAACACAAAACUUUGAAAAGUUUAGAUGGCACCAAAGUUGCCUGUAAAAAGAUCCAAGUCCCUACAAACAUAAUGACCACCAUCACUGACAAACCUUCUCAUGCACAUAUGCCAUGCCCAACACCUGCUUCAUCUGGAAUAAUAGAAAGAGUAGGGCUUAGUCACCACAAAAGAUCUGAGAGGAGCAAGAGAGAGAAAGCCCAAACAAGAGAAUCGGAGAAGAAUGAGGAGAAGGCGGCCCCGUCAAUCAGAAAGCAGAAGAAAUCAACAAGGGAACAUGCUGCUGGCACUGGCUCUACAAACAGAAGUUCUUCACAACCAAGAGUUUCCAAAAAAGUCAUGCCGUGGGCAGAGCAGCCGCUGCAGGAGCAACGCCAGGGGUUUUCCAGGGAAAGCUGUACUGGCGAUCAUGCACCGCCCCCUUCUCCAAUCCACAGAGCCUUAGGACAGGUAAUUUCAGAGGUAAUGUUCCCCACGGCGGACUCUGCACAAAGGACCCCUGACUCAUCGGUUUCCCCUCCUUGCCCUUCCUCUGCACCUCCACAAUCCACAGUUCCUCCAUGCAAUGCACAGAGCUCUAUGGAGGUCAUCUCACAGCUGCUGCAGGAAGCGGAAGGCUGGAUUAUUGCAAUUCCCUUUUAUCAGGCUGUCCAAACUCAUCAUCAAAGACCCUUCAAUUCAUACAAAAUGCUGCAGCACAGGUUUUAACAGGAACGAAAAAGAUGGACCACAUCACUCCUGUUUUAGCAGCAUUGCACUGGCUACCAGUUAAGUCCAGGAUUGAUUUUAAAAUACUUUUACUCAUAUACAAGGCGCUCAAUGGUCAGGGACCAUCCUACCUACAGGAUCUUUUAACCUCCUAUUGCCCCUCUAGGGCAUUAAGAUCCCAGAGUGCAGGUCUGUUGGUGGUUCCCAGAGUCCACAAAAAAAGGUCAGGUGCUAGAGCUUUCGGCUACCAAGCCCCGUUCCUCUGGAAUCAACUUCCAGUGACGAUUAGGGAGGCAGACAGUGUCCACACAUUUAAGAGUAGGUUAAAGACUUUCCUCUUUAGUACAGCGUACAGUUAAGACUGGUUUUAAACCCCCUUUUAUACAUCCUCAUGGACCCUUCGUUUUAUGGAAUUUUAUUUAUUGUACUCUAACUGUAUUUGUGUCAUUGUGUUAUGUUCCUUUUUAAAUUGGUAUUUUCACAUUGAUCUUGUAAGAUACGUUUGUUGUUUUUACAUUGUUUUACAUUGCCAAUUGUUUGUUGACUUGUGAAGCCCUCUGAGACAAAUAGGAUUUGUGAUUUUGGGCUAUAUAAAUAAACUUGAAUUGAAUAUCUUAAGAAUGGCUUUUGGAGGCGUUUACAUUUCAAAACAACUUAUAGUGUUGCUUCCACACAGUAUAUUUACAUGCUGAUGUAUACGACAAUAUCAACCUUCUCCUUGGCUGGUGAU